AGCUGUUUUUUAUAGCUACUCUAUUCACGACUACCUCAUUUAAAGUGGUGUUUGAAACCCUCCAGAGGGACCGACACACCCAAUAGAGAGUGGUUCAGAAUAAGCGAAUCAUUCGCCGAUCACACUGUUGCAGCUGCCCGGAAAGCUAGUUGACAAGUGGCUAGCCGUAGCCAGGGGAAUAACAGCGAAUCGUUGACUAGCUAAUGUGUUUAGCUGCCGUAUUUACACAAUCCCAGCUAGAGCAUUAGCAGCAAGCGGAGGAAAAUUGACCAGAACUGGCGGAUUAGAGAUGGAAGGAGAUGACUGCAGUUUUCCUCUAGAUUCAUCAGAUGAUCACUCGCAAAGAGGAAGUGUUGCUUCCUCUGCAACACUUUCCCGUGCUCAAGAUGUGCUUAUAUACCUGUUUGGUGAGAGCGCAGUACACCUAACAGUAGAAGGCCUUGGCAGUGUCAAUGUGCAGGAGUUGGGCCGCAGUGUUCGCGAGGCUCUCCAUAUUCCUGAGUCUGCACAGGAUGCUUUUGCCUUCUGGCUUUGUUCUCCACUGCUCGAUUUGCAGUUAAAGGCAAGGCAUCAACCAUACAAACUGUGCCGGCAGUGGCAGGACCUGCUGUAUCGCUUCACUGAAGCCUCAGAGGAAGACAUUUCCCAAGAUGAACCAUAUCUCCAGUUCCGUCGGAAUGUGUUUUAUCCUAAAUCUAAAGAGCUGCAGAUCGGUGAUGAGGCCGUGCUGAGGCUUCUGUAUGAGGAGGCCAGGAGCAACAUCCUCACAGGUCGAUACCCCUGCGACCCCGAACACUGGAUGGGACUCGGCGCCUUGUCUUUUGCUCUUGAUGAGGGAACUGGUCUUGACGGUGAACAGUUUACUGCUAUUAUAAGAGAGAAGAAGCUAUCUUCUUUUCUGCCUGCGCAUGCUGCCAUGGGGAGUGGAGGUUUGUUCUCCACUCUGAGAGGGAAGUCGAGCCGUCAGGCAGGGCUGGAGCAGAAACUGUUGGAGGCGUACAGAAAGAUCAGCACAUCUGCUGGAAAGUCUCCUGAGCCCACACAGCUCCUACACCAGUACCUCAAUACAUGUCACAAUCUGCCUUAUUAUGGGUGUGCUUUCUUCCUGGGGGAGAUUGACAAACCAGCGCAAGGGAUUCUUCAAAGGGGAAAACGCAAAGCUGUCAGCGUUGGGAUCUGCCUGGAGGGGGUUUAUGUGAUGGAUGUCAAAGAGAAGCAUGUGCUACUUGGCCUGCGUUUCAAUGAGCUUUCCUGGGACCACAGCUACCCUGAGGAGGAGGGGGACUCGCACAUUCUGUGGCUGGAGUUCGAUGGAGAGGAAGACGGCACUCCUGUCAACAAGUUGCUAAAGAUCUACUCAAAACAAGCAGAGCUAAUGAGCGGCUUUAUCGAGUUCUGUGUGGAGCUGAAGUCUGCGUCCGAGGGAGGAGCUGCAGCCGAAAUGGACGGUGAGGUGAAUCUGCCUCAGCAGCCUGCCGGGCAAGAAGGCAGCAACAAGAACGGACGUGGAGGACGGCGUGGGAUGCUACAUAGGCAAAACAGUGUUGUGUGCAGCCGGGUCCAUUCACUUAACACUAUCAGCUACGUGGACAAUGGAAAAGAAAUCAAACGCUUGAAGCCGAAAAGGGCCGCAUCCUUUUUUACCCGGCAGGCGUCUGCACCCACGUACUCUGCUGUGCAAGUGACAGAGAGUCUGGAGCAGGGUUAAUGUAUCAGCUCCACCCUAUGCCUCUGAAAGACCAAACCUGAACAUUUUACACUGAGAUUGAAAGACUUGAUACAAGCUCGAGACAUUUUACUGAUAAUAUAUGAACAAGCAAAGGACCAAGUGAGGGAUCUAAGUGUGAGUGACAAUAUUUAUCUUUUGAAGUUGUGUAUAUUAAGAGAGUACAGUAAUGUGAAAAAUGAACAGAUCUAUUAACAGCGAAGCAUCCGAGGUUAAAGUGAAGAGUCUAUUCAUUAGAUGGCUAUUGCUUCAUAAGUCUGAGACGAGCCUUAGAGAAAUCCUCAGGCAACGACUCCAUUCGAUGACUGUAUGAUAUCUCAUGACCUUUCUGCAGCGCUCUUGAGCUGUUGUAUAUUAUUCAAAAAUGUUAAACCUCAUACGACUAUAACCACUGCAUUACCUCUUGAACUCAUAUUGGGGUUUUGAACAUCGAGAACACCUCAAUAUAUCCCCAUACAACAUUAAACAUUUUGUAACUCCUCCUCAAAGCUGCAAGAGUUAGAACAAACUCUUUACAGUCAGCAUGACAAACACUUUCAGGGGACGAUCUGAGGGCGUGUUCCCACUAUUCUGCUUUUUCAAACUGCCAGUGCCUUGUUCUCAUGAAAGGGUGAAGACACUUUAGAAAAGUAGUGGUAGAAGCGUUGAGUGGUUGCCGUUAUUGAUCAGAAAGAGUCCGUAUGGGAGCACAUGGUCUGUGCUGUGGACGUCUCUUGUAAGUAAAUGAUUUUAAUAGUUUGACAUGAUUUAAUAUCUGCAGCUGGUUAUCGUGGAAGCGCAGGUGGAACAUCCCACUUUUUUUUUUUUAGUAAAAGCGAAAUGGCCUGAAUGUAAAAUGACAAAUUCACAGUAGGGAGUCCUCAGUGGGGAGCAUGAAUUGAUUUGCACCAAUGAAAGUCAAAAACCACCCAAACUGUAAGUUAGUAAAAAUGAAUUUAAUAAAAGCUCUAUUAAUUCCAGUUAAUGUACCAUACCAGUUAGAAUUUCAUACUCAACUUUUAAUGUCUAAAUUGUCACAGUACAAGGUCUUAACUAUUACUUGCCUGAUCAGCAAAGUAAAACUGGUGCAAUAGCGCACUUGUGCAACUUCUGACAUGAGAGAGACUAAAAAUAAUUCUGUUCAGCACUACUUUUAACCUACGGACUCAAAAACUAGUCUGGCAAAUUCAGACUGCAGCCUUCAUGUCUAAAUUUCGGUUGGACAUUUGAAAUGAUUGUUUUCAUUGCAAACACAAUCACAAUUGACAUUAUCUGAAAGAAGACGGGGAACACUAUGUCGACGCCAGUUUUCAGCUUUGUGACACUGCAUUUUUACACACUCCUAUGUGGGUUUUUCAUGGGUUAUUUUGUUUUAAAAAAUAUAAAAAAAAAAUUAUUUCCCAUAAAGGAACAUUAAAUGCUUCAGUUUAUCUGAGAUACGUGGUUUUCACUGGGCAGUGACUGUGUGUGUGUGUGUGUGUGUGUGUGUGUGUGUGUGUGUGUGUGUGUGUGUGUGUGUGUGUGUGUGUGUGUGUGUGUGUGUGUGUGUGUGUGUGUGUGUGUGUGUGUGUGUGUGUGUGUGUGUGUGUGUGUGUGUGUGUGUGUGUGUGUGUGUGUGUGUGUGUGUGUGUGGCACAGACCAACUGACCAAGAACUUUUGACUGUGUUGUUCAAAUCUCAGUAUGUACACCAAAGCAAGCCUAUCUAACAUGCUGCAACACAGUGUGCUACCUUAACCCUCCAGAGACAGAUUUCAGUGUCCUCCAGCUUUCUCUUUGAACUUCGCCCUAAUGCUGACAUAGGCCAUUUCUGUCUUUGCUGUACAUUUAACAGACAAGCUCACCUCCCUAAUGGCCCUGAAAGAAGGUGUACAUCUAUCAUAUAAUACUGCCUUCCACUCCAUUAUGUCUGGAUGUAAGAUGUGGUGACAUUAUGUAUUCUUCCUGAUUCUCCUGAGCAUGCAAACUGUAGAAUGUUUCUACUUUUCUAUGCUUUGACGUAUGUCAGCUACAGUCUGUAACCUCACUGCAGCAGUCCAAUAUAUUGUUGCUUACUCACACUAUGCAUGUCACAUUGUAGAAUAGGCAUUCCGACAGACUACACAUCAUGUGAUACUGCACUAUUAAUACUAAUACACUGUUUAUAAAUCUGCAGCUGUUUUGUAUUGUUUGUUAGCUUUUAUGAGAGAAUAUUUUUACUUUCAUUUUCAUAUACUUGUCAGUGUUUGUACACAAGAAUGAAGUGAAGAAAUAGGUCAUUUUAAGCAUUAUCUUCUCGAGCAAUCACUUUGCAGAAGCAUUAAGUGCCUUUUUGUUUGUACUGAGUUGGCAUCUGAAUGACUGUUCUGGUGAUUGGAAACCAGACCUCUUUUUUGUUAUUGCUAUGGUUUAAAAAAACUGAAUUGUUUUGUAAUAUAUUUCUCAUAUUUUCAAAUAGACCAUGCAUUUCACAUUUCCUAGCUGAUGUGAGUAUAUUGAUAUACUGCAUAACUACACUGGGAUGCUGUUGAACAGUGUAUUGUGGUUCCUUUUGCCUUCAUUAAAACAUGUCUAAUAUGCUUUUUUUUUUUUUUUUAAAUAAACACAUGCAAAGUGGGCCCAUUUCUCUGAAAAUAUGUUAUAAAGUGUGUUUACAACUACCUACAGCCUAAGCAUAUUAAAGCCAUACUUUUUUUCACUAGU
Molecule: messenger RNA, 4386 nt
Organism: Dicentrarchus labrax (European seabass)
Lineage: Eukaryota; Metazoa; Chordata; Actinopteri; Moronidae
Gene: frmd8
Product: FERM domain containing 8
Exons: 11
Coding region: 290-1708 (472 amino acids)
Biological process (GO): negative regulation of canonical Wnt signaling pathway
Cellular component (GO): cytoskeleton; plasma membrane
Source: RefSeq, a predicted model, not a curated record